AUGGCCGACGCGACUCGGUCGCCUCGCCAAUCCCUCGGUAAUCGCCACACACCAUCGAAACUGGGAACGAGGGCAUUCGUCUCCCAUUCUGGAUACAUCCGUUCUUGCCCAUCCGUUGGUACAGUACACAAGUGCAUGCACGUGAUUCAGUACAUCAUCAGCAUGCCGGAAUCGACCAGCAGUAAUCCCAAACCCGACGCCUCGAACGGCAACGUGGAAGAACUGGAAGCCCAGGCCGUGGAUCAGGCCAAGAUAUCAGCCGACGCGGCCUUUCGUCCCCCGACAUCCGUGUGGAACGCCACGUCUCCAGAAGCCUUGCUCCAGUCCGUGGACGGGCCCAACUUGCACAGUUACGAAGCCAAGGCUUCCACCUACGUCGGACGUUCCGUCCCCGUCGCGGCGGGAGGCAACCUCGUCGUGCCCAUUCAAGUUUCCACGCCCGGAUCCGUCGUCGAAUACGCCGUAGAACUGCAAGCACACGAUGUGUCUUUUGAAAUUACUGCGGAACGAGAAGAAGGUGUCACCGUCGUCAAGGAAGAAGCUCGUUUCGCCGCGGAGGAAAGUCCCGUCACGCAGAAAUUUCUCGUGGGCACGGUCCCUUGUCUACUCUCCUUUCACUUUGACAAUAGCUUUUCGUGGAUGCGCGAAAAGGUCCUGAGUUACAAAAUUACCGUCACCCCACCGAGUAAGGAAUCCCUCGCUGCGGGUCGUCGCCGACGAGCCCAAGCCUGUCUCAAGGCUGUCCGCGAGGAUCACGCCACGGCGACCGAACGCCUCAAGGCAGCCUCGUCGCAAAAAACGAAACUCGACGCCAAAGUACAAGCCCUCGCCAAGCAAUUGGCCGAGACACAAAAAGCUGCCCAAGUCGCCACCAAAGAAGAGACCUGGUUGCAAACGCGGCAAACGCUCCGAGCCGAACAGGAAAAACUCCUCGAAUCUAGAUUGAAGAACGGGUGGAAGGAUGAAGUUUCGGAUUCCGGCAACAAGUAACACUGGAAGUGUGUGCGGAUGUCCACCCCAAGCGUACCCACACGAACGAGUUUCUCUCUCGUGACACGUAAUUUUAGCAAACUAUUCUUGUUCC
Messenger RNA from Phaeodactylum tricornutum CCAP 1055/1, 1084 nucleotides. RefSeq lists its product with no specific name. Lineage: Eukaryota; Bacillariophyta; Bacillariophyceae; Surirellales; Neidiaceae. Bases 1 to 990 code for a protein of 329 amino acids. The transcript is spliced from 2 exons. The record is from RefSeq and is a predicted model, not a curated record.